Molecule: messenger RNA, 951 nt
Organism: Triticum aestivum (bread wheat)
Lineage: Eukaryota; Viridiplantae; Streptophyta; Magnoliopsida; Poales; Poaceae
Exons: 2
Coding region: 1-813 (270 amino acids)
Source: RefSeq, a predicted model, not a curated record
AUGGCGGCGCCCCUCGGCUUCCUCUGCUUCGGCUGGGCCACGGUGCCAGUCGUGAUUGCCGCCGCGUGCGGCAUGGCGUACUUCUUCGGCGGCAUGGCGGCGACUCGAAGGCGGGCGGGAGGAGGGUUUGGCGGGAGGAAGGGAGGAAAUGGUGGGAGGAAGGGAAGGGCUCGAGGUCGGGCGCGAGCGUCCUUCAACACGACCUUCACUGUGGACGUGGACGGCGGCGACUCUGACGCCGCGUCGUUCGUGGUGCUCCUUGACAGCUUCCCGUCGGUCAACAUCGGGAACGAGAAGUACGGUCCUCGCCGCAACACUAGCAACUCGGUCGUGCUCGCUGCAUCCAUGCCGAACGCCACCAACGGCCUCGCCAAUGUUGAGGUCGGCUCGGUGAGCUCGUACGGGCCGCGGCCGCCGCCGGGCGUCGGCCUGAACAUCACCAUCACGCCCAACCGAUCAUCGCCCGCCGACACCAGCCAGCUCGCCGUGCGGAUCGAGUACGACGCCCCCACGCACCGCCUCUCAGUCUACGCCCACGACACGGCCGCCGACUACCCGCCCGUCAACGACAGAACCACCCUCCUCCUCGACGCGCCACUCGACCUGGCCGACUGCCUGCCCGCCAAGGCCGCACCGGUGGGGUUCUACGACUCCACGGUCCCACGCCGGCAUCCGGCAGGGGCGGCUACGUCGGGGCCGGUGCGAGGAAGCGGCUGCGUGGGGGCGCGACGCCGGGCCCUCCCUGCUGAGCCCGGUGGAGGGCGACAGGUUCAGCUGCUGCGCGUGGGCUCGACGCCGGGCCCUCCCUGUUGAGCCCGGUGGACGGCGGCGGAGGUGGCGCGCCGGUGCAGACAAGGUGUUUGGGAAAAUGCCACAGAGAGGAGGAAGAAGGAGGAGGUUGACGCUGACACGUGGGCCUCGCCUGUCAUAAACACGUUUACAUCGUCUAAA